This is a messenger RNA of Phyllotreta striolata, 1183 nucleotides long. The record is from the annotation of a GenBank genome assembly. NCBI's taxonomy places the organism in Eukaryota, Metazoa, Arthropoda, Insecta, Coleoptera, Chrysomelidae.
UUUACUUUUGAAUUUGUACUUUGAACUUGCAAUAUUUCGAUUAAAACCCAUUCAAUAAGCCCCCAUAUUUUUAAGUUUAAACCCUUCAUAAUGUUCUCUAGCUAUUCGCGAACUCUUGGAAGUCAGUUCAGGAGAUUUCAAAGUACACUGGUCAUUGCGGAACACAAUAAUGAAGCUCUAAAUCCGAUAACCCAAAAUGCCAUAACAGCAGCCAAGAAAUUAGGAGGAGAUAUAUCUGUUCUUGUUGCUGGUACAAAAUGUGGACCAGCCUCCGCCUCUUUAGCCAAAGCCGGUGGUUUAUCGAAGGUGAUCGUGGCAGAAAACGAAGCAUUUAAGGGCUUCACAGCCGAAAGUUUAACUCCGUUAAUAAUCAGCGCUCAAAAGCAAUUCGGUUUCACGCAUAUCAUCGCUGGAGCCACGGCUUUCGGAAAGGCCCUCUUACCUAGAGUCGCAGCGAAAUUGGACGUUUCUCCUGUAUCAGACGUUAUUUCCAUUAAGUCGCCAGAUACGUUUGUCAGAACCAUUUACGCCGGAAACGCGAUUCAAACGUUGACUGCUAGUGACGGUAUUAAAGUUCUAACGAUAAGAGGAACCAAUUUCGAACCGGCCAGCCUCGAAGGUGGCUCGACAACCACUGAAAAUAUUUCAUCUGACGGAUGCGCUACAGAUUUAUCUACAUUUAUCAGCCAAGAACUCAGCAAAUCUGAUAGGCCUUCCUUAACCAGCGCCAAAGCUAUAGUAAGCGGAGGUCGUGGAUUAAAAUCAGGCGAUAACUUCAAGCUCUUGUACGAUCUUGCUGAUAAACUGAACGCAGCUGUUGGAGCUUCUCGCGCUGCUGUCGACGCUGGAUACGUCCCGAACGAUAUGCAAAUUGGUCAAACUGGAAAGAUUGUAGCUCCUGACUUGUACAUAGCUGUUGGUAUAUCUGGAGCUAUACAACAUUUAGCUGGAAUGAAAGACAGCAAGACCAUUAUAGCUAUUAACAAGGACCCUGAAGCGCCGAUCUUCCAAGUGGCGGAUUACGGGCUUGUAGCCGAUUUAUUUAAGGCUGUUCCCGAGUUAACUGGAAAACUAUAAAUCUCAACACAUUUGGAUUCUAAUAUUUUUAAUGAUAUUUAAAAUAUAUUUUGUUACUCGCAUGUAGUUGAUGUAAUAUUCUCUAUUAAAAGGAAAACCUACCAGC